CCUGCGCUAAACACUCUCACUGCGCCGUUCCCCGCCCUCUGCUGCUCAAAGUAUUCGGCUAAGGACUCGAUUUUGGGCCUCCCGGAUUCUACAUGUUCCAUAGAUGAAAUCAAAUCUUCAUGCUCCACCGUUGUAAUCGAGGGAGAUGAGAAAUCAUUGCAGAGGGCACUGGAUGUGGUUCAUAGGAGAUCGCAUGAUUAUGUUGCUUUGCUGUUCUACGCUUCUUGGUGCCCUUUUUCCAGGAAGUUUAAACCAAUAUUUUCUGUUGUAUCUUCAUUGUUUCCCUGGGUUCCUCAUUUUGCAAUUGAAGAAUCAGCCAUUAAACCGAGUACCCUCUCAAAAUAUGGAGUCAGUGGGUUCCCUACUUUGUUCCUUGUGAAUUCUACAAUCCGUUUUCGUUAUCAUGGCUCCCGGAGUCUUGAUUCUUUGGUUGAUUUCUAUGGUCUUUUAGGUGUCGAGACAGCAUCAAAGGAUAACAUAUCUCUGGACAAAAUUAGAUGUUCCUCAAAUAACCGCAGGGAUGGUGGUAGUGAGCAGGAAAGCUGCCCGUUCUCCUGGUCAAGAUCACCUGAGAACUUUCUUCGGCAGGAGACAUAUUUGGCCUUGGCAACUGCAUUCGUUCUUAUGAGGUUGCUUUACGUCGUUUUCCCAGCUGUGUGCAGGUUUUCUCGAGCCUCCAGGAAAUGCAUUUUAAAUCUGAGGACAAGAAGCUUGUGGGAAUACCCUCAGCUUUGCCCAAGCCGAGCAGUACAGUUGUUUAAUUCUUUGAAGGAACCAUGUAAGAGAAGUAAUCUGCAGGAAGGAGCUAUGAAUGCCAAGGCAUGGGCAUCCAAGUCUUUGGCUUCUGUUUCAAUAGGAGAUGCAAGCUCAAGUCGGGCGGUAGCAGCAGUAAGUUCUACUCACUGAUUAAUUUGAUGGCUAAAUCUAAACAACAUAUUUUCUUUAGAAAUGUUCAGCCUACCCUUCAAUGGGAUUUUGUGUUGCAUACUUGUAUAUCAGUUCUUUUAUACACCAUUAAAAGAAUAAUGCCAUUGUAUGUAUUUAUGUAUCAUGUAUGUAUCAUUUAGCAUUUUAGCUAAUAACUUUUGAUUUUAGAUUUAUGUUCA
Messenger RNA from Ipomoea triloba (trilobed morning glory), 1106 nucleotides. Its product is annotated as 5'-adenylylsulfate reductase-like 4. The transcript has 4 exons. The record is from RefSeq and is a predicted model, not a curated record. The annotation marks the transcript as partial. NCBI's taxonomy places the organism in Eukaryota, Viridiplantae, Streptophyta, Magnoliopsida, Solanales, Convolvulaceae.